UGCUUCCAGUUGAUAUUUAUAACAACAUGUUGACCCUUAGGUCUUCAUAUCCCAGAUGGGGGUGGAGGGUCCUAUAUAUAGAGGCAGUACUCAGUAACAUCACUUCCUGAAUCCGGAGGGAAAAAAUUUAUAGGUUCACAAUAUUAACAUUCAAUGUAUCAAAAUAUAUGAUCAUACACCAGGAAUGUGAUCAACAUUUACAGUUAUAUACAAUAUUCAAUUUGGACAUUUUGAAACUAAAAAAAAAAUGUUUUGCCUCCUGAGCAGCAGGGUGCGGCUUUCUGUUUUCCAUUGAUAUAUUUAGCAAAAAAAAGUAUUUUCAGGAGCUUAGCAUUAAUUUACAGCAGAGAACUAUGUUUACAAAAGCUUUCAACGAAACGUCAUCACAUAAUGAUAUGCUCUCCACCAAUCAAACGUUUACGUCGUGUGAACACGAAGUGUCACCAGAACAAGGAAUGAAGCUGUGAAGGAAAGGUGUACUACAGAGGUAUUUCAUAUUUCUCAUCAAAAGCUCGAUAGAAACUAGCUAUAUUCAUUGUAUUAUUAUUUACUCGUGUACAAUUUAACUGCUGACAAAGAUUGCAAUGUGAUCCAAAUUAUGAAUUAUACCUACUGUAGCAUCCACUUAGAAAGCUGUGUUUUAUCAACGGGUUGCUCAGAUAAUUGACUAAGUUAACGUUGUGUUGCCAUGAGUGCAAUGUUAGCUAGAUAAAUUAGCAACAAUCUCACAUGUUGAUUGUAUCAUGGUCACGUUACAUGCCGUCGGAUAUGUACAUAUCUAUACUUGUUGUGCAAUAUUAAAGAUUGUGCUUUGCAUCAUUCAAGAUUGCACAUCUAGCUAGUUAUCGCAACUGUGAUGAGAUGUAAAUCAAUUCAAACCAGUCAAGGUGGUCAUAGCUUAGCUUUCUGUUCUAGUUUGUAACGGACUGUCACUACAGAUAUAUCUCACAGUUGACCUAGUUAGUUUGUUUGCACAUAUUUAACUGUUUAUUUUAUCAUUUGUAGUUGAUGUCACAGCCUCUCCGACCAGGACCAGCAUGACAAGACAAAUCUCUCUUUCUGACAGAAAAUAGGAGAAGAGGCUUUGAGGGUUAUGUGCCACUAAUAUUACUGAGCAAUACCAUAUCUGGACAUCAUGGAGCUUGUAGUGGCCAAGGUCCUUUGCCUUCUGGGAGUGUUUGCCCUCAUGUUGGCUGGGAUUCUUGUCCCAGUGCGACUCAUGAUUCAGGUGGACUAUGAAAAAGCACAAAGGUACAGGAAGGCUCUUGCACUCUGCAAUUCUUUUGGAGGGGGUGUAUUUCUGGCCACUUGCUUCAAUGCUCUUUUGCCUGCCGUACGAGACAAGGUGGAUGAGGUCCUUAAACUGGUGAAUAUCACCACAGACUACCCACUGGCAGAGACCAUGAUGAUGCUGGGCUUCUUCCUCACAGUCUUUGUGGAGCAGGCAGUGCUCACCUUCAAGAAGGAGAAGCCAUCUUUCAUUGACCUGGAAACGUUCAACGCAAGGGGCUCAGAGGCUGGUAGCGACUCUGAGUACGAAGCUCCAUUCAUCUCCCCCACCCGGGGCUCCCCUGUGGGCCGCCACCACCACCAUGGGCAUCACCAUGGACACCUCAGCCCCACCGAGCUGGCCAGAGCUGGGCCUCUACGGCUGGCCAGCCUGGUCCUGGCUCUCUCUGCCCAUUCUGUGUUUGAGGGACUGGCGCUGGGCCUCCAGGAGGACGGGGCCAAGCUUGGAAGCCUCUUCCUGGGGGUGGGCAUCCACGAGACCCUGGCUGCUGUGGCUCUGGGGGUGAGUGUUGCCAAAGCUGCUUUGCCCAUGAGGGAUGCCAUCAAACUGGGUGUGACGGUCAGCCUCAUGAUCCCCAUUGGCAUCGGACUGGGCAUGUGCAUCAAUAGUGCCCAGAACCUGGCAGGCAGUAUUGCAUCGGUGGUGCUCCAAGGCCUGGCUGCUGGUACUUUCCUCUUUGUCACCUUCUUUGAGAUCCUGUCUCGGGAGCUGGAGGAUAAACAUGACAGACUGCUUAAGGUGCUCUUUCUCAUACUGGGCUAUGGUGUUCUAGCAGGCCUAAUGUUCAUCAAAUGGUGAUGGAAGGAAUAAGCAUUUUAAUGCAAUGAGUUGUCUGAUUAUCACACUGACCACAAUUUGUAUUGUGUGCACAUCAGCACUACCAAAGUAAAUGUUUUAUUUGGUAAAGGGGAACAGUAAAUCAAGUAUCAUAGUUUUUUUCUUUGCACUGGAACAUGUUUGCUUACCAAGUCAGGCUAUGUUACUGUGUUAGUUUCUGCCAUAGGGAAUACAUGCUCCUGACAUUGAUUAGUAAUGGUUAAGCUAGUCACUUUGAUAGUAUAUGUUUCCAGAGACCGGAUUAAAAUGAUGUCGAGAGAUCCAGAAAAAUAAUUUAGAGCAUUUAUAGUAAAGACUCAUUUUGGCAGUGAAGUGAACGACUUGUAACAUAAAGGAAACCUUUUAUUGAAGGAAAUGUGCUACUUGCAAUGAUAUGUUACUGAUAUUAACAUAUUGAUGUUUGUGGUUGAAGGAUAUAAUGGUGGUUAGUAUGAAGUGGUUCAUAUGGUCCCCUGUCUGGUCUAUGUACCUGCUGUUUCCAUAAUCAGUAAGCUAUGUGUUAAAAUAUGUGCAUAUUUCAAUGUACAAUUUUCAUAUGAAAACAUUUCAUUUUGUUUUUGUCUGUUGGGGUAAGUGUUUCCUAGAAUGAAUAGCCCAAUACGGAGUUGAGAGAAAAUGUGUGCAAGACUUUUGCGUUAAAUCGUUCGUUGAAUUCAAGUCAGAAUACCUUCCUAAUUGUGUAAUUUUAGUUGGAUACUUUAGCGUUUUAACAAUUAUUACCCUAACUCCUUAAUCAAAUAAGAGUCAAUUCACUGGAAACCUUUUGUGUAGCCUGGUGUAUGGUCCUGAUAUUUGUCACAUUGAGAUUAUAUCCAUGGUUUCCUUAUCAAGAUGCUAUUUUUUUUUGUUUUUAGGUUUAUGUUAACAUGGAGUCAUAUUGAGACCCAUGUCUCUCUUUAUGAAUUAUGGGGUAUAGAAAUGAUAUCAGCAGUGGAGUCUGUCUAUUUUUGUUAUUUAUUCGUCUUUGCCACAGUUAGCUUUGACAGAUCAUUUUACACAGCUUAGAGGAAUUCCAUUUUCACCUAAAUAUGUUUUUUAUUUGUGAAAAAUGUUUUUCUCCUAAUGUGAAUGUGUAGUACGUAACAUGUUUUUUUGCAGAAGACACUUACUGGAGGAAGCCUACUGUAAAAGGUACAUUUGUAAUGUUCAACCCUUAUUGUGCUCCCUAAAAUCUACAUAAGAUCAGUUGUUCAAAUGUAUAGUAGGGCAGUUAUAUAUUGAAUGUGUCCAUAUCAAUUUGUGCUUUUAGGGUCUUAAAACAAAAGGAAACUUUCAUUAUUGCGAAAAUAGUUUUAAUGCAAUGAUGUUUUAUAUUCAGUGGCAACCAGCUUUCCUUUAUAUAAUGAACAGUGAAAUGCAAAUAAGUUAUGAUUUCUAUUACAACAUGGGGUAGGUGAUGGUUAAAUACUUUAUUUAUAUGAAAACUGUUUGCAAUGUUGUGACAAAUGUUUCUCUUAAACUAUUUUUAUAUAUACUGUAUAUUACAUGUUUUGGCGGUGAGGUUUUCCAUUUUAAUUUGAUUGAAUUGAGCAUUAAAGAAAACCUUACUCACACGA
This is a messenger RNA of Salvelinus namaycush (lake trout), 3684 nucleotides long. RefSeq names its product zinc transporter ZIP3-like. Gene Ontology annotation, biological process: zinc ion transmembrane transport. The record is from RefSeq and is a predicted model, not a curated record. The transcript is spliced from 2 exons. Gene Ontology annotation, cellular component: plasma membrane. NCBI's taxonomy places the organism in Eukaryota, Metazoa, Chordata, Actinopteri, Salmoniformes, Salmonidae. Bases 1136 to 2089 code for a protein of 317 amino acids. Gene Ontology annotation, molecular function: zinc ion transmembrane transporter activity.